AUGGAGUGCAACAAGGAUGAAGCUCUGAGAGCCAAAGAAAUUGCUGAGAAUAGAUUGCAGACUGGUGACUUUGCAAACAAACUCUCUACAUCUGAUAUGGACUGGUAUGGAAUUCUUCUAACUGAUAAAUUUUCUGAAGAAGCAACGAUAAAGAAACAAUAUAGAAAACUUGCACCGCUACUUCAUCCUGAUAAAAAUAAAUCUGCUGGGGCAGAGGCCGCUUUCAAGUUGAUUGUGGAAGCUAACAGAACAUUGAGUGACCCAGCAAAGCAUUCUUUAUAUCACAUGAAGAUUAGCCGCCUUGCUGGAAUUAAAGCACCUCAGGCUCCAUCCUAUCACCAUAAUAGUUUUCAUUCACAGUUUCAUACUCAAAAUUCGAAAUUGAAUAAACAUGAGACAUUUUGGACAUCAUGCCAACAUUGUAAUACUAAGUAUGAAUACUACAAAAACAUUAUAAAUGCCACCUUGCAUUAUCGAAAAUGUCUUAAACUUUUCAAAGCUCGCGAUAUAGGGUCGCCGGUUGCACCAUCAGGACAAACAUCAUCAUUUUACAGACAUAAAGAUACUCCAAACCACGUGCCACCAAAAGAAGCAUCACAAAGUAAUGGUGGAAAACUUCAUGGUAAAGGACCAGAGGACAUAUUUGUGCCCCUUCGUCCUGUAUAUAUGACAAAACCUGGGGCCGGAGAGGGGGCCUCUUGUAAAGUUCAAAAGAGUAAAGAUGGCCAUGGUACUGCUGGUGUGACAAAGGCUGCUGCUGGAACUUCCAACCAUGCUACAUCUAAGGCCAAGCCAUCACGAACACAAACAAAUGUUGGAAGUAAGAGAGCAAGGCAGUCAGCAUCAGCAGAUUCAGUUGAUGGAAAUGGCAUGAAGCAGAUUUGCCUAUUGCGUGCAGGAGAAACUUGGGCAAUUUUCAGACAUUGGGAUAUGGGAUGGGGUUCUAAACCUGAAAAGAAUGCAGAAUAA
Messenger RNA from Vicia faba (fava bean), 969 nucleotides. The record is from the annotation of a GenBank genome assembly. NCBI's taxonomy places the organism in Eukaryota, Viridiplantae, Streptophyta, Magnoliopsida, Fabales, Fabaceae.